This is a messenger RNA of Ornithorhynchus anatinus (platypus), 4970 nucleotides long. RefSeq names its product SERTA domain containing 4 (gene SERTAD4). Gene Ontology annotation, cellular component: nucleus. The transcript has 4 exons. Bases 990 to 2072 code for a protein of 360 amino acids. Lineage: Eukaryota; Metazoa; Chordata; Mammalia; Monotremata; Ornithorhynchidae. The record is from RefSeq and is a predicted model, not a curated record.
GAGCAUUCCAGAUUGUACACCCUGUUAUGGAAAAGGAAACUGACCUCUGGUGUGUAUUUGAAUGCUGCAUUUGAGAAUACAUUUCAAGGAAGCAGUCCUGGGCAACUCUCUUGGGCAAUUCUCUCACUGCUUACCAGCCCAGAGAGGGCUUUGUGGUUUCUUCACACUUCAGCCUUCCUCCAGGUUAGCAGUUGACAGGCUCUUAGGCUAUUGGGCCUCUCAGGACUUCCCUCUUGUGCCCUAAGUAAUAAUUUUAGAUCCUCACAGUUUUUCUACAGUCACUUUUGAUUUUUCUUUCUUAGUCCCACCACUCCUCUUGAAUAGACAGACCCUCGCCCCCGUCCAUCAGUCAGUGGUAUUUAUUGGGCCUUACAAUGCCCUCCACCCAGCCCACACUACCACCUUGAACCUGGUCAGACAAUUACGAUGAAACGUUUGUUCCAAGGGAGAUGCCCCCUACGUUUUGGUGUGUGGAGAAGGCUGAGGGGUAAGGAGCUACAGGGAGUUUUUCUGGGCUCAGCUGUGGACUCAGUUCUGGGUUUGAAAGUGAGAAAUCUGGAGGCAGAGUGCCCUUCCUGAUCUGUUGCCCCUUUGGAAAGUUUUCUCCCUCGCCUUGGGUCUCGGCUCUGCAGUGUGAGGAGUUACAGGCUACGUCUGGCCCUGAAAUCCCAGCUCCUGUUUAAUAUUCUGCCUGCUCCAUUGAUGUUGUGCUUGGCUCCUGUGGGACUGCAACUCACGGCUUGAAACUGGAGCCAAUUUUCUGUCUUAAUCUCACAGUGUUUUGACUGGAGGCAGAUCCAGUUCAGUCCGAUCAGGGCUAGUGGAAACAACUACCGAGUCUCUCUGUCCGUCUCAUUUGGGAGAAGAAACGGGAGGGAAGGGGAAGGGGAAGCCUGCAGUGUUAAAGAGGAGGCGGCUCUGCUGGAAAUGAGAAGAGAGCGUGGCGAGCAACUAAACUGAUUUUGUAAACCUAUCUGAGGUUAUCAGAGAUGACUCUGGUUCUGUCCAUGAAUAGAUUCUGCGAUCCCAUUGUUUCUGAAGGAGCCGCUGAAAUUGCUGAGUACCAGACACUAUGGGAGUCGGACUGCUACAGCAGCACCAGUCCCUCCGUUCCCAUUCAGGCUCCUCUGCAGGGAGACAGAGGAGCCUGUCAAUCUCUGGCAGGAUCACAUUACAGGGGAAUUUCAAAUCCUAUAACAACAUCCAAGAUCACAUACUUUAAGAGGAAAUAUGUGGAAGAAGAGGAUUUUCACCCUCCACUCAGCAGCUGCAGCCAUAAAACCAUCUCUAUUUUUGAGGAGCGGGCCCACAUACUGUACAUGUCCUUGGAAAAGCUGAAGUUUAUCGAUGACCCCGAAGUAUACCUCCGGAGAUCUGUCCUCAUAAACAAUUUAAUGAAAAGAAUCCAUGGAGAAAUUAUCAUGCAGAAUAACUGGUGCUUUUCAGCCUGUUCAUUUAGUGGGGCCUCCACACAAGAGUGGUUCAUGGCUCAAGACUGUCCCUACAGGAAACGCCUCCGGAUGGCAAAAGAGGAGUGUGAAAAGCUUCAUACUUGCUGCUUUUAUCAAGAAUGUGGCAGUCACUAUCUAAAUUUGCCCUUCUCUGUUAAUGCUAACAUGGGAAAUUCUUCUGCCUCCUCCUCCUCCCCCUCCUCUUCCUCUUCCUCUUCCUCCUCCUCCUCCUCUUCUUCUUCCUGUUCUUCUCCCCCUAUGUCUUUGCCAAGUUGUUCCCAUCAGGAGGAUUAUGGCCUGAGCAAUAUGCCCGUUUACAGGAGUGAAGACCAGAUACCUGCUAACGAAAUAUUCAUUACUAAUGCCAGGUCUGCCGGUGUUCAGGAAAAGGCCAAAUUAAAUGAAAAGGAAAGUGAUGAUGCAGAGCGAGAUGGCAUAGCCGUAAGCCGUGAACCUUCGAGAGGCGAUCUUGCUCUUGAAUGUAAAAGCAAAUUUUAUGAUUAUUUUGAGACUGGAUGUAAUGAAAAGAGCAAUGUAAGUGAGUCUUGGAAGAAGUCCUUACGGAAAAAGGACUCUUUACCAAGUAAUAAACUGUGCUGCAGCAAAGCAAGUAAAAUAUGAGCCAUCUUUCUACUAUAACUUUGAAGCAUGCACAGCAUGAUCAAUUAGCUACCAUAAAUUUUAUUUUGAAUGGAUUUUAUAGUUUUGUACAACUGAUACAAUUAUGCCAUGAACAUGUCGUGUAGUUUUAAUGCCUGGAGAGCAGAUUGCAUAAAACAUCUGUACAAUCUGCAGCAAUAUGGAGACUUCUUAAAAAAAAACAAAAACAAACAGUUGAAUUACUGCUUACAAGUAUAUCCUACUUUUGUUCCACAAAAAAGCAAGUAGAACAGUUUGGAGCAGGGGACAACAGGCCCUUUAUCUCCCUUACCCCCAAGGAGUCUGUCAUUAAGAGUCUGUCACUCACUAUAAAACUUCAUCAAUUUUGCCAAAUUAAGAAGCUAGAUGUUUGGUAAGCAAGUCCACAUUACCAGCAGGGACCAGUCCAGUUCUUACAUACAAUACGAUGCUUAUUCUGAAUGGAAGACUGGAUGGAUGGCUGUAGGGAACCAGGAAGAACUGGCCAUUACACUCUGAUGCUGACUGAUGAAAAUAGUCUGUAAUGAAACACACCUGUUUGUGAAAUUGAAAUCAAAAUACUGCAUAGUCCAUAAUCAGUUGCAAGUUUUUCAGCUUGGUUGUGAAGAGUAAUGAAGCUUGUGGAGGUUUGUCGUUAAACAGGGCGUUUUUUUGGUGCCUUACUUUAUCUUAAUUUUUGCCAGUGUAAAAAUUAAGGAUAAAAUCAGAGUUACAGCAGGGAUUUAACAUAAACAGAGAAAACACAGGGUGGAUCAAUAUUGUUGGAAAACUGUUACCUUUGAAAUGUUGAGUUCAACUUUUUAUUCAGCAUCUCUGUCCUUCCUUGUUUUUGAUGCCCAAUUGCUUUUGGAUUUGGCAUUUUUAGAAAGGGAUUGAGGAAACAAUGGAGACAGAUCUGUUGUAAACCAGCACUAGCUGCUUGUGCAUUUCUAUGGCAACUGUCUGUUGCUGGGUCUUUUUUUUUUGUAUAAUGAAGUUCACGAACCAGUGGCAUGCUUUAUACUUUACUGUUUAGCAUAAUUUCACUCUUUUAGAAUACAAAAGCAUGUGGUUUUUUAUAUAUGACUUUUGCUGUUAAUUAAGAAGCACAAUGUUCAUAAUAAAUGAUGUGGCGAUCAUUAAGGUUCUCUCUUAAAUGAAUGUAAAGAUUUUAGUUUCAGAAAAGUUAUCUUGGAGAAAUGGGACUUGAGUCUGCAAUGUUUGUUGCAGGUUUGUUCAUUCUUCAUACUUAUCGGUUCAAUAAGCGUGUUUUCAGAAGUGUCUGGAGCAUCUUUCCCCCUCCGAUCUCCAGCUAUCCUUCUACCUAAUGAGUGCUCCCAUGUACAGAAUUACUAAUUGGCCUGGGGAUCCUUUGACAAUGCUUAAUAGGAACCAAAAAUCAGAUGGUGGAAGUAUAUGCCCCCUUUAUUUCUCCAAGAUAAAAGCUUUUGUAUUAUUGCUAUUAAUAUUAAAUAUAGGUCUCAUUCAUACAGUGUAUGAGUAGGAUCAUCAUAUGGACAAUUGUCCACAAGGACCAAUUUUUUAAACAGAUGUUCUUGUGUUAUAUCUGAGUAGUGUAGUAAUGUCUGUUCUUUAUUUUCAAUAUUUGGUAAACAUUUGAUGUUUAAAAUUAGAACUUAGAUGCUUGUACACUAAUGUGUUGUUAUAGUGAAGUGAGGUUUUCCUUGAUCUAUUUAUUAAAAUGACCAAAAUUCAGUAAUAUUUUAUAUCUUUAAUGGCUACUGGAUCCAUUUCUUCAAUCCCUUGUUGGAAAAUGCUGGGAGGCUGAAGUGGGAUAGCCAGGUAAGGGGCAAUAUGGAGUUUUAAAUAAAUAACUAGGUUUUUUUUCCUCCGAGGUUCUCUAGAAUGAUUUUAAGUUGUUAUGAAAAAUCACACUAAUGCAUUUUAAGGCAUACAACUGGGUUGUACUCUACUAAGAAAAUUGCAUGCUGAUGUGAAGCCUGAGAGUCUAGUAAUCUGAAAUGUGGAAUUGUCAGGAAGAUGAAAAACAUAUCAGGACCUGGUCUUCUCCCUCCUUUCCCUUCUCCCCCGCCCGCCGGCCCCCCACCCCAAAUCCCAUCCCAAUGGAUUCCUGUAUCAUUUCUGAUUAUUACUGUCAGGUGCCAAUUAUUGUUUUGUUAGUGAAUUUAUCAUAGCAUGGUUCAUGUUGUUAACAAGGAUUUUAAAUGUGUAAGAAAAGUCAAGCGUACUGAUUAUACUUUUUAAUGCACAUUAACGUACAGAAAAUUCAGUUCUGCCAUACAUGUUUUCACUAUUUGUUUUGGUUAGAGUGCGGUUAGGGAAUUAAGGAACAUUCAUUCAUCCAACAACGCGAGCCUGUUUGGAUACAGCUCGCUGUGGUGUCGGAAGAAACAGUUGGUGCACGGCGUCAGAAGCUUUGGUUACUACAGCGGGAAUUUUCAUUAACACGGGGUUCUGCAAGGGUGUGCUCCCCGUGUUACUGGAGAACUGGAUGUACCCGGAGACUUUUACUUGCUAUCCCAAAAUGUAAAAAUAAGUAGCUUAUAAUUUUCAAAAUUUUAUACUAAAAAGUAGUUCUUUAGGUGGGCUUAAAAUUCAUCUUUCAAAAUUGGACAUCAUUUCAUUUGCCUGGAAAACCUAGUCCGAGGUGCUUCUUUGUAUAGAGAGUAUUGCCUUGGGCCUCAAACACUUAGAACCCUAUACAACAAAGUCCUGAGAUUCUGGCAUAGUUCUAUUUCAAACCCCCCAAAACAUUCUACAAACAGUAUUUUUGUCCAGAAGAGUAUGAUUGUUGUGAUGUUCCUAAUGUUUUACUGUAAUGAUUGGGACACACUUUUGUUCCGUGCCCUCUGUUCACUUGAUAAAAUGUAUUGGAUUGUAUAACUUACUUUAUUCAAGAUGCGACUCUACUCUUUCCCA